AUGGCCGCCACCGACUUUGAUGACACCGUCUCUCUCGGCGGCCUCUCGAGCGUGGGCGGCGGCGGCGGCCGGCUGCAGGGGAGCACGCUCGAGGCCCGGACGCGGUCGUUGCUGCUGGCCAAUGCCGAGCGGCUCAUCGACACCAUCGCCCGCGACGCCCUCGAUGCCGCCGACGUCUGGAAGACGGUGGCCUUCACGCUGCUCGACAGGCUGUGCGCGCUCGAGGCCCCGCCGGCCUCAUCGUCGGGCUCGCGCAGCAGCCGCGGCGCGUCCAAGGCGCUGCAGCUGAUGCGUCGCCGCGGCUACCUCAAGAGCUUCGUCACCAGCCUCCACAACAGCGACACCGCGCUUCAGGACACGCUGUGCCCCGACCCGGAGAGCCUGAACGCGCUCUACGUCUACGAGUCUCGCCUCGCCUUCUUCAACCGCAUCGCCCAGACGCGCGAGGGCGCCGAGAGCCUUCUCGAUGCUGGCGUGUUUGACGUGCUGGCCCAGGCCGACUUCCUGGCGGCCCGGCCGGAGCACAACAAGGACUAUGCCGAUUACGAGAGCUUCCUGCCGGCCGCCACCGAGAGGUACCACGCCCUCGUCACGCCGGCGCUGCAGCUGGCCGCCAGCAUCCUCGCCAGCACCGCGGCCGGCACCGGGUCCAACGCCUUCCAGGGCGCGUUUGGCAGCACCAAGGCGAUUGCGCCAUCCUCUGCGCACGCCGCCCCGCGUCAGGCCGUGAGCCUUCUGACGGCCCAUCGCGAGGCAUUCAUCGCCAUCCUCCGGGCGCCGCUGCAGGAGUGCGUCUCGGUGGCCGAGCUGGACCAGGCGCAGCUGCUCGUCUCGCUCUUCGUCUUUGUCAUGCCCACCCUCGACGACGACGCGCUGCAGCCGCCCAACAUGCUGGCGUCCUUCCACUCGGCCAUCCUCGCGCUGGCUGCGCCGUACCUGCAGGCCACGCCGUGGAAGUCGCGCGUAGUCCCCCUCAACGACGCCGAGCGCGACGAGGCGAGGACGCCGGCAUUCUUUGGUCGAGCCGCGAGGUGGGCCGGCGAGGGCACCGGCGACGAUGAGACAGCCUUCGAGGCGCGCGCCUCUGGCGUCGUCGGCCGCGCCCAGCGUGCGCUGCUCUCGUACCUCGAGGCGGCGAGCAACUCGCGCGGCAACGAGACUCGCACGCGGCUGGUGCUGAUCCCGUCGAUGGCGGCGCAGCGCGAGCGCGCCAAGACGCCGUUUGACGAGGCUGGCCGCGCAUCGUCGGUCCGCGACGAGCUCGACGGCGGGUACGGCGGCCGCCAGCCGUACCCUCGCGCCGCUUCGACGGCGGCGGUACCGAGCCUGGGCACGGCCGUCGCUGCGCUCGACGAGCACGUUGGCAGCGUCGCAAAGGAUCUGCAGGCGCUCGAAAACGCCGAGGGCCUGCUCGACAACGCCGACGGAGUCCGCAUGGACGAGUGGGACGAGAUUGCUCGCGAUGCGCUCAAGGUGAUCGACCUGCCCACCGAUCUGAGCCCGGGCCAGAGGAAGAGCAUCGCGAUCCGAGAGGUGCGCGAUCGCAAGGCGGCGCUGCGAGCCUCGACGACGGCCAAGCUCGAUGCCAUCGAGAUCCUGCUCGUGCUCCUGGUCCGACACGUCGACCUGUUCCUCAGCCUUGCCGCGCAGGCAGGCUCCAACGGCAGCACGCCGCUCUCGUCUUCGCUCUUGGGCACCUCGACGGCCUCGGGCCUUCUGCGAGCCUCUUCGCUGCGCCCGCGCUCCGAGACGCCCGGUGGCCCGUCGGCGUCAGCCCAGGACCGCACCACGCUCGCCAAGGAGGCAUCGGCCAUCAUUGUUCCGGUCCUCGAGGAAAAGAUCGGAUACCUCACCUUGUCGCCAAAAGCGGUGCCCAACGCCCGCGAGAGGCAGUCGUUCCUCCAGAUGGCCGGGAGGAGGCUCGCCUCAUUGCUCCUCGACGAGUGA
Molecule: messenger RNA, 1947 nt
Organism: Pseudozyma flocculosa PF-1
Lineage: Eukaryota; Fungi; Basidiomycota; Ustilaginomycetes; Ustilaginales; Ustilaginaceae
Exons: 4
Coding region: 1-1947 (648 amino acids)
Biological process (GO): nuclear pore organization
Cellular component (GO): nuclear pore inner ring; nuclear pore
Molecular function (GO): structural constituent of nuclear pore
Source: RefSeq, a predicted model, not a curated record